GCUGCGCCUGCGCGGGCAGUCAAGUGGACAGAUUGCAACCAAGCUCACCCACUUUCCAUCUCCCACUAACAGCUAUAUCUCGGGCUCUCGCAAGGCGCAAUGUCUUUCGGUCGCAGAGGCUUUGGCGAUGACGACGUGCACUAUCCCACACGUCCUGUAGACAAGGACAAGGCCGAGACAGAGUUGGCCGUCAACAUCAAGAAGGCUACAAGUCCGGACGAAAGUGCGCCCAAACAGAAACAUGUCCGAAAAUGCAUCGUGUAUACUUGGGACUAUCAUAGUUCCAUCUCAUUCUGGAGUGGCCUGCGCGUACAGCCCAUUCUCGCUGACGAGGUACAAACGUUCAAGGCGCUCAUUACAGUCCAUAAAGUUCUGCAAGAAGGCCAUCCUAUUACGAUCAAAGAAGCGCAUGGUCAAACGGGCUGGCUUGAGACUUGUGCAAGGACAGUUGGAGCAGAAAGCCAGAGAGGUUAUGGCCCACUGAUCAGGACCUAUGUUCAGUUCAUCUUGGCCAAGCUUCGGUUCCAUCGCUUCCGACCGGAAUUCAACGGUCUCUUUGAGUAUGAAGAGUACAUUUCUCUGAAGGGUAUCGAUGAUCCCAACGAAGGAUACGAGACUAUUUCGGACCUCAUGGGCUUACAAGACCAAAUCGAGUCCUUCCAACGAAUGGUCUUUGCUCACUUCCGGCAUUCUGCCAACAAUGAAUGUCGCAUAUCGUCGCUUGUGCCUUUGGUGAAGGAGAGUUGGGGAAUUUACCGUUUCAUCACUAGCAUGCUGAGAGCGAUGCACCGAAGAACGAACGAUAUCGAAGCUCUGGAGCCCCUCCGCCAGCGCUUCAAUUCACAACACUAUAGCUUAAGGAAAUUCUACUACGAAUGUUCUAAUCUCAAAUAUCUUACUGGUCUCAUCAAUGUUCCUAAGCUGGGCCAGGAACCACCAAAUCUCACGGAUACCGGAAAUGCUCCUGACCUCCCCGCGCGACCGAAGACAGCCGCUCAGUCUCCUUCGCCCCCUCCAGCCGCCCCAUCCCCCGAUGCCGCUGCCGUCAAUGAGCAGGCCCGUAUGCUGAAGCAAUACGAGGAUCAACAGGCAGCUCUUCAGGCUCAGCGCGCAGAGGAGGAACGGCGGCGACUCGAGCUUGAAUCGUUGCAGCAGAAUGAGUUCGAACAACGACAGCGAGAACAGGCUGAGCGUGAACGCCUCGCCCAAGAGCAGCUGAUGCAGCAACAGAUGCAGCAGUAUAACAACCAGGCCGCUCAGCAAGUAGCCAACUAUGAACGCGAACUGCUGAACAUGCGUGGGCAGUUUGAGCGUGAUCAGCUACUUCUUGAACAGUAUGACCGACGAGUUAAAGCUUUGGAGGGCGAGCUUAGUGGCGUCACUGCCAACAUUAAUGCUCAAAUGCUUUCCAAGGAUGAGCUAAUCAGGCAGCUGCAAGAUCAGGUCACGCUGUGGAAGAACAAGUACGAGGCGCUGGCCAAGCUCUACAGUCAACUGCGUACCGAACAUUUGGACAUGCUCUCCAAGUUCAAGCAGAUGCAGCUGAAAGCCAACUCUGCACAGGAAGCCGUGGAUCGUAUGGAGCGCAUGGAGCGUGAUCUAAAGGCCAAAAACCUGGAGCUGGCCGACAUGAUUCGCGAGCGUGAUCGUGCUCGCUUCGACGUUGACAGGAUCAAGGCCUCUCAAAAAGAAGACAUGGAACGCCUCCGUCGGGAUCUUAGAUUUGCUAACGAGCGUGCAGACGAUGCUGCCAGGUCGAAAAAUUCAGAGGUCUCAGAUGUUCUCGGCAAGUACAACCGUCAGCUCACCGAGCUGGAAGAUUCACUGCGUGCCAAGCAAAUGCAAAUCGACGACUUGUUAUCUAAGCUUGACGGCUCUAGCGCUGAUCUUGAGCGGCUGAGAGAAGAGAAGGACCAAGAAAUUGCGAUUCUUCAAGAGGGUAUGGACAGCACAAUCCAGCAACUUUCGGAAACGCAACAGACCCAGGGUUUGAGCGAGGAGGCCACCAACGCCCAGAUCGAUACUCUCAUCUUGGACAAUCGUAAGAAGCUGAACAAGAUCAUUGACUCGAUCCUACAAGCUUGUGUGCAGAAAGUCGAUGAUGCUAUCUACGAACUUGAAUCUCCCAGUCAAGCUGGUAACAUCAAUUCAACGCCUGAGUACACGCUCUCCAUGAUUGAGAAGGCGAACAACAAUGCGACCGACUUUGCAACAAUCUUCAACCUUUACCUGGGAGGUGAUGUGGGCGGGGAUCACGUCGACGUCAUCAAGAGCGCAAACGAAUUCGCACAAGUGCUGUCGGAUGUCCUCAUCAACACCAAGGGUAUCACACGCCUCACUAACGAUGAUGAUGCUUCGGACAAGCUCAUCUCCGUCGGCAAGGCUGCAGGAGAUGUUGGCUUGCGCUUCUUCCUGAACCUGCAAUCGUACAAACUGGACCUUCUCCAGCCGGCUCAGAGAAAAGAAGUCUCGAUGCGUAACAACAGCGAAGUUCGCGGUGGUCUUGCAAGGUUGUCCGAGGUCGUCGAUGCACUCAUCCCCAAGGGCAAGGGCGGAGCGCUCGCCAAAGCCAAUGGCGACAUCGGCGAUCUCGUCGAGCAGGAGAUGCUUGGAGCUGCCCAGGCGAUCGAAGCUGCCACCCGGCGCCUGCAGGAACUCAUGGCGCGUCCGCGCGACACGAGCCGCUUCAGCGCUGUCGACAUCCAGGUCCACGACUCCAUCCUGUCCGCCGCGAUGGCUAUUACAAACGCGAUCGCGCGCCUCAUCCAGGCGGCUACGGAGUCGCAGCAGGAGAUCGUCGCGCAGGGCCGCGGGUCCAGCUCGGUGCAGCAGUUCUACAAGAAGAACAACCGCUGGACGGAAGGUCUCAUCUCCGCCGCCAAGGCCGUCGCGUUCGCGACAAAUCUGCUCAUCGAGAGCGCAGACGGCGUCUUGUCCGGCACGCACUCUAUCGAGCAGCUGAUCGUCGCGUCGAACGAGGUGUCCGCCGCAACCGCCCAGCUCGUGGCCGCUUCGCGUGUCAAGGCGAACCUAAUGUCCCAGACACAGCAGCGGCUGGAGCUCGCCGCCAAGGCAGUCACCGACGCCUGCAAGGCCCUCGUUCGCCAAGUCAAGUCCAUCUCUGCGAAGCAGCUUGCAGAGGAAGACGUUGACUACCAGAACAUGGCGGGCAUGGAGUUCAAGAGGCGCGAAAUGGAGCAACAAGUGGAGAUCUUGAAGCUAGAGAAGGACCUCGGUGCUGCACGCCACAGGCUUGGAGCCAUGCGUCGCGCAGGGUAUCACACAGACGAAACGAACUGAACGUCGGGACUCACUUUUUCGUUCCUUGUAUAUUUGCUUAAUCCUAAAACUACUGCUCUUAUCACUCGAUUGUCGAUGACUCAAUCAGGAAAUAAAUGACGGAUGGAUCCAAACUUGCAUUUGUU
Molecule: messenger RNA, 3425 nt
Organism: Coniophora puteana RWD-64-598 SS2
Lineage: Eukaryota; Fungi; Basidiomycota; Agaricomycetes; Boletales; Coniophoraceae
Product: ANTH-domain-containing protein
Exons: 12
Coding region: 100-3300 (1066 amino acids)
Biological process (GO): endocytosis; actin filament organization; clathrin coat assembly
Cellular component (GO): actin cortical patch; clathrin-coated vesicle
Molecular function (GO): clathrin-cargo adaptor activity; phosphatidylinositol-3,4-bisphosphate binding; phosphatidylinositol-3,5-bisphosphate binding
Source: RefSeq, a predicted model, not a curated record